Cucurbita maxima (winter squash) is the source of this 4040-nucleotide messenger RNA. Its product is annotated as DEAD-box ATP-dependent RNA helicase 14-like. Gene Ontology annotation, molecular function: protein binding; RNA binding; RNA helicase activity. The transcript is spliced from 8 exons. Lineage: Eukaryota; Viridiplantae; Streptophyta; Magnoliopsida; Cucurbitales; Cucurbitaceae. Gene Ontology annotation, cellular component: ribonucleoprotein complex; nucleus; cytoplasm. The record is from RefSeq and is a predicted model, not a curated record. The coding region runs from base 319 to 3756 and encodes 1145 amino acids.
CGCCACCCGGUCGCUAUUUGGACGUGCGAGAUUCGAACGCAAGCCACAAUAGAUGAUCCUGGCCGUCCAAUUUUUUAUCAAUCGGUCCCUCUUCGUCGUGUAAAUGGUAGAUUGAGACGAGACGAUGCAUUCGGUAACAUCUCCAGUAGCCCUAGCGCCUCAGAAUCCCCUGUGAAUCUCUCCUUGAAGAACUUUGUUGUUUGUUCGAUUGAGCGAUUCAACGUGCCAGUCAUUUGGGGCAUCCUUUAAUUUUACUUCUCUCGUCAGGUCUUGACGAGGAAGGAGAAACAUUAUCGGAAUUCGGAUCUUUAUUGAGUCAUGGAAACUGGAGAGUCUGCUCCCCCUUCCCUUGGUCCUCGCUAUGCACCGGACGACCCUACUCUUCCCAAACCCUGGAAGGGAUUGAUUGAUGGGAGCACUGGACUGUUAUACUACUGGAACCCUGAAACUAACGUAACUCAGUAUGAAAAACCGGUCUCUUUGCCACCACCAUUGCCGCUCGGUCCUCAUCCUGGCGUCUCUUCUUCCAAUCCUACUUCAGUUUCGGAGGCUCAUUCAAUGCCAUCGAAUGGUGCAUUAACACCGCAUGUACAGAAAAAUCAUCAUGUCCCUCAACAAGAGGGCCAAUCAAAUAGCCAACUUUCUCAACAACCUGGACAUCUUAUGUCACAACAGCACAGUUCUGUUGCCGGUCAGGCAACUGUUAAUCACCAUCCUGGCUUGCAAAUGGCACCAGAUGGGCGACAAAAUAGCUCGCAAUCGAACCAGGUCAUGCAGCAACAGGGGCUGUUUGCAAUGUCGUCACCACAUCUUGGCCAGCAGCAGGUCAUGCAUCAAGGUCAGAAAAUGGCACAUGCAAAUCCACAAAUGUCUCAGCAUCCAAAUCAGCAACCCCCGCAGAAUCCAGGACAACCCUUACAGAAUCCAGGACAACAAAUACCACAACCAUCAAUCCAGCAUUUAGGACAACCAAGCAUGCAAAAUCAAACGCCAUUAGUUGGGCAGCCUCAAGGUCCGCAACCACAAUAUGGUCAGCAGCAGCUUCAGUAUAUCGGCUACCAGCAAAGUGUGCAUCCAAGUGUGCAGCACAAUUUGAAGCAGCAAGUUCAACAAAGCCCUUUAGGUCAACCAUUUGGCAAUCACCUUGAGCAGAAGUCAGCUUUUCUGAAGAGAGAGGAGGAUAAUAUCCAGUCAGGAAACCAAGUUGGCUUUUCUUCUUCCCAGUUUGAACAAAGUGGUGGUACCUCAUCUAUUCAUAACCUUCAUCCUGGAACCAAUUCUUCUCAAAUGCAAUUUGGUUCAGCAUCAGACCAAGCACGACAAUUUGUUGGCUCUCCAGGAAACAUACAACAGCAGAAUCCUGUGGUUCAAUUGCAGCAUGCAGGUACUGAAUUGGCUCAUCGCCAACAUCAUUCUAGAUUCCAAGAUCAGAUGAGCCCAGCAGUGAUGCAGGGGCAGCAAACUAGUGCUGAAAAUUUGCCAGGUAGAGCUGGAAACGAAUAUUACUUUGGCAGGAAUGAAGGGCCUGGCGUUGGUCCACUUCAACCAAGGCUUGCAGCAAUACCAAUGGCAAGGAGCCAGCAGGACACAAGGAUGAGUGGUGUCUCAUUUCCAACUGCAGCACCUGGCCAUCCUAGUGGGACCAAUUUUGCUGCUGGGCAUUCACAUAAUAUGUACAGCCAUGGAUCUGGUGGCCCACCAUUGUCAAACAAUGCUUUGAUAGGCCCUCCUCAUAUUGGAGCUUCAGAUGUCACUAAUAUGUCACCUGUUGAAGUUUAUCGUCAACAGCAUGAAGUAACUGCUACGGGUGAUAACGUUCCAUCUCCUUACAUGACAUUUGAGGCUACUGGCUUCCCUCCGGAGAUACUGAGAGAGAUAUAUUCUGCUGGUUUCUCUUCUCCAACGCCAAUUCAAGCACAAACAUGGCCAAUUGCCCUGCAAGGUCGGGACAUAGUUGCCAUUGCUAAAACGGGGUCCGGAAAAACUUUGGGCUAUUUGAUUCCUGCCUUCAUGCUUCUUAGGCAGUGCCGGAAUAACCCUCAAAAUGGACCAACGGUGUUGGUUUUGGCUCCUACUAGGGAGCUUGCUACUCAAAUACAAGAUGAAGCUAUUAAAUUUGGGAGGUCUUCCAGGGUUUGUUGUACGUGUUUGUAUGGUGGAGCCCCAAAAGGUCCUCAGCUAAAGGAGUUAGAACGUGGUGCUGAUAUUGUUGUGGCAACUCCUGGCCGGCUCAAUGAUAUACUUGAAAUGAAGAUGAUUAAGUUUAGGCAAAUUUCACUUCUUGUGCUUGAUGAAGCUGAUCGAAUGCUUGACAUGGGAUUUGAACCCCAAAUUAGAAAGAUUGUGAAUGAAAUACCACCUCGCAGACAAACACUUAUGUAUACAGCAACAUGGCCCAAGGAAGUAAGAAAAAUAGCGAAUGAUCUUCUAGUCAAUUCUGUCCAGGUGAAUAUUGGUAGCGUUGAUGAACUUGCUGCUAACAAGGCUAUAACUCAGUAUGUUGAAGUCGUUCCACAGAUGGAAAAACAGAGACGGUUAGAACAGAUUCUUAGGUCCCAAGAACGGGGAUCUAAGGUAAUAAUUUUUUGUUCCACGAAGAGGCUAUGUGAUCAGCUUGCACGAAGUCUUGGUCGUGGUUUUGGGGCUGCUGCAAUUCAUGGAGACAAAUCGCAGGGGGAGCGUGAUUGGGUAUUGAACCAGUUUCGUAGUGGAAAGUCCCCAAUACUAGUUGCCACAGAUGUUGCUGCCCGUGGGCUUGACAUCAAAGAUAUAAGAGUGGUGAUCAACUAUGAUUUUCCAACUGGAGUUGAGGACUAUGUCCAUCGAAUUGGGAGAACUGGGAGGGCUGGAGCAACGGGAGUGGCAUAUACCUUCUUCACCGAACAGGAUUGGAAAUAUGCUGCUGAUUUGAUUAAACUACUGGAGGGUGCGGAUCAGCAUGUGCCUCCUGAGUUGCGAGAUAUGGCUAUGCGUGGUGGGCCAAGUUUUGGGAAGGAUAGGGGUGGGAUGGGUCGUUUUGAUGCAGUUAUGGGCGGCAGUCGCUGGGAUUCAGGAGGCCGGGGUGGCAUGAGAGAUGGUGGGUUUGGUGGUCGCGGUGGUGCAAGGGAUGGUGGGUUUUGUGGCCGUGGUGGGAUGAGAGAUGGUGGGUUUGGUGGUCGUGGUAACAUGAGGGAUGGUACUGCUGGUGGACGAGGUGGGAGAGGUGAUUUCUUUUCUACACGGGGUAGAGGACGGGGUUUCGGUGGCCCUGCUGGAGGUCAUGUUGGUUGGGGAAGGGGUGAUCGUGGCGGGCCACAUGAUAGGUUCAGUAGUGUGGAUGGUCGUGGACGUGGGCGUGGACAGAGUCGAUUCGAUAAUAGAAACGACUUCAGUAAUAGGAGUAGAGGCAGAAGUUACAGCCGCAGUCCUGAAAGAGUCCGAACAUGGGGUUACAGUCGAAGUCGAAGUCGCAGUGGUAGCCGUAGUCGUAGUAGUAGAAGCUGGAGUAGAAGCCGUAGCAGGAGUAGGAGCAGGAGUCGGAGUUGGUCCCGCCGUCACAGCCGAAGCCGUAGUCGUAGUCGUAGCCGUAGCCACGAUAAUUACGGGCGUUCGGCUGCAAUGUCUCAUGGCACACGAAAGAGCGGUUUUGACGAUAGAGGUGAUGCGGGGCAGGUUCCUCCUGUGGCGGCCAGCAGUAAUAUCGAGCCAGGGAAACCUGAAAAUGGUGCAGAAGAUACGAGUGAUGGAAUUGUUAAUGCAGCAGCUCAAGGAAUAUGAAUCUUUAUAUCGUUGGUGAAUUCACAUUCUCUUUGGAAGAUUCUGGCCAAGAAGCUUUUUAAGGAAAAUCUAAGCAUAUGAAGGUUGAAAAAAAGGUGGGUAUUUGGGGGACGUUUGGAAUUGAUGAUGGUAUGGUGUAUGAAUAUGCUAUGCUGGCUGUGCUCGCAAUUAGCAUAAUUUAAUUGAUAGGUUUAUUGAUAAUUUUGUUAUGAAAAAUGAACCCGUUUUCAAACAAGGAGGAAAUAUUUUUGUCUCUUGCAGUUAAUCAGAUGGUUCUAUAAAAA